Clonostachys solani is the source of this 363-nucleotide messenger RNA. Lineage: Eukaryota; Fungi; Ascomycota; Sordariomycetes; Hypocreales; Bionectriaceae. The record is from the annotation of a GenBank genome assembly.
AUGCCUCAACCAAAGAAGAACGAGCACUCAAAGAAGAAGAAGAACAAGCACUCAGAAUCCUCCGGGAUAGCUAUUACAGCAGCUACAUCUGCUGCGUCCACCGACUUAACUGAACCAUCCACUGUGCCCUCCGAAAUGCCACCUGCUCUGCCUAAGUUUGAAUUUGAACGUCAUAACCCUUUCGCUCCGAAGGCAUCAUUUUCAUCCGCCGAGAUGAUUGACAAAAUAUUAAAAGAUAAGGCGAUAAUGACUGAGGAAGAAUAUUAUAAGAAGUACCCUUCCUAUAAGAAAGACCCUAAUAUCAAGGGUGUUUCUGCCAGUGUUGCGAUGAAAUUUUUAAUGGAAGAAUUCGGGUCAAUUUAA